GAAACUUAGAAGAAGAAUCGGACUGUGUUUAUUCCCUCUGCACCGUUGGCUGUUCUCACUCAGUCUCCUGUCAUCAAAACCCAUUUAUACGGAGAAACUUUGUAUAUUUUUGGUUGAAGAACUAAGAAACGCACCUCCAUGUGUUUGCCGCAGCAAUGAUGGCAGGUAGGGGCAGGUUGGUGCCCUGUGUGUGUCUGGGGCUGUUUGGUGUCUUGUGCUGGGUCUGGGUCUCCUUUGCCUCCUUUCCAGACGACCAACUUGCCCUGGAGGCCUUGGAUGCAGUGGACCGUGGAGCCUUUCAGCCCCAGAGUGCCCUAUCAGAGAUGGAGUUUGCCUCCGUCAGCUCAUACACAGGACCUGGCAACAGUGACCGCCGCAGCAACAAGGAGCUGCCAAUUCUCCUCUGGUGGAGUGUAGGGCUGUUCCCUCAUUUUCCCGGUGACACUGAACGCAUUGACUGUGCCACAUCCUCCUGCCUGGUCACAAGCAACCGCAAGGUCCAGCUGUACAAACGGACAGCAUCCAUCAUCUUUUAUGGAACAGACUUCAGGGCAUAUGAGGCGCCGCUCCCUCGUCUCCGCCACCAGACCUGGGCACUGUUCCAUGAAGAGUCACCCAUGAAUAACUACUUCCUCUCCCAUGGACCGGGAAUCAGGCUGUUCAACUACACUGCCACGUUUCGCAGGGAGUCGGACUAUCCUCUGACCCUGCAGUGGCUGCCCUCUCUGGACUACUUGCUGAUGCCGGUGGCGGUGUCGCUGGAGGAGAAGAACAGGUUGAGGAGGGAGGGCCUGGCUCCUGUGCUUUACAUGCAGUCUCACUGCGAUGUACCAUCAGACAGAAACAGAUAUGUCCAGGAGCUCAUGAAGUACAUUCAGGUGGACUCUUAUGGGAAAUGCUUGAACAACAAACCUCUGCCUGAACAUCUGGAGGACACGGCCACAGCUACUGGCGAAGAUCACAACUUUAUGAAUUUUGUUGCUCGCUACAAGUUUCACCUGGCGCUGGAGAAUGGCCUGUGUCCAGAUUACAUGACAGAGAAGCUGUGGCGGCCUCUCCAUCAGGGCUGUGUGCCCGUCUAUCGAGGCUCCUCUGUGGUGGCAGACUGGAUGCCCAACGAUCACUCUGUAAUCAUCAUAGAUAACUUUCCCUCGCCGAAAGCUCUCGGUGAAUUCCUCAAACUUCUUGAUGGGAACGAUGGUGAAUAUGCAAAAUAUUUAGAGUUCAAGAACCCCAAACGCAUUACUAACACUCGUUUACUGGAGGCUCUGGAGACCCGUGAGUGGGGAGUUAAUGACAUGAGUAAGCCCAACUACCUGAAUGGAUUUGAAUGUUACGUGUGUGACCAGGAGAAUGCACGACUGGCAGCCGAACGAGCGUAUAGGAAAGCCCCUAAGAAGAACAAACCUCCUCAGCCUAAAAUGGCCAACAACGCUCACAUGGGGUGCCCCCUGCCCAGCCCGGGGUUCGGACAUGUCCGGGACUUACCUGCAGAUGAUGGAUGGUUGCAAAUAUGGCCUCAGGAUUACUGGCAAAGCUUGGACCAAGCAGAGGGGCUGGAGUCUCUGAUAAGACAUAACGAGUCAGACCCUUCACUGCUGUGGAAGCACAUCCAAAACAUUGCUGUGAGCAGAGCCAGAGGAAAACACUGACACAGGCCUUGAAACAAACAGAGGAUGGAGCACGUCCAGGAUUACAGGGGUGUCCCAUAUUAUGCAUCCCCUCUGUUUAAAUGGGGGAAUGAAUUAGAAAUUACUUAUAUUUUUGCACCUGAGCCAAACCCAUUUACCCGUAUGAGCAGUUUAGUUAUACUAUAACAGAUUUUCAUAUUGUAUUCUGCUGACAUGAUACUUUUGUCCUUUUGUCCCAAGCUCAGUAAUGGGAAAAUAAUGUUUUAGAGUGCUAUAUGCUAAUAUUUUCAAGUCGUUUUAUUACUAUAGCUGAGGUGCCAUCAUUGGCCUUACUCCGUCUUGCAUUGUUAACAUUAACUGCAUGUAGUGCAGUUAUUCCACAGAGGCACAUUCUCACAGGAGGCAGAUUUUCAGACUGGGGCAGAGCCAAAGACUUGUCCUCUGUACCAAGAGAGCGCUGCCUAACUGUGUGUGAAGACCAUCAAGCCAGUAGCCAAUAAACUGCAUUAGCUUCUUUAGUUACUCAGCAGGUAGCUGAUGGUUAUUACAUUUAUGUACACAGGUGUUUUAAGUGACAAUGCAAGGGAAAUAUUAUUUCACCAAGGAGUGGAGAAAUAUAAAGUCAGCCACAACUCCCCUGUGCAAAAGCAGUUCUCAGGAAUAGCUCAACUAAUGAAUUCAUGUGGCAGGUGCUUUAUAAUUUAAUUAUAUAAUUGUUUUUAUAACAUUGCCCAUAACUCUUUGCUGUUACAUGAUGCUAAGUUCAUGUUUAUGUGCAAUCUUUUUUUUUUUAAUCAUGCUUUUCUAAAUCAUGUAACAAAGACUCCAUGACAGUUCUGUGUGUUUACUAGCACACUGCCUUUGGUAGCACAUAUUUAUACCAGCAUUAUAUAAAUCAUUUUAUUUUCUUAACAAAUCAUCAUACAUGUGAACACACUAUUUUGUAUCAAGAAGAGCAAAAUAACAUUUUGUAAUAAAGUCAUUUUCUUGCAUAA
Molecule: messenger RNA, 2626 nt
Organism: Dicentrarchus labrax (European seabass)
Lineage: Eukaryota; Metazoa; Chordata; Actinopteri; Moronidae
Gene: pofut4
Product: fucosyltransferase 11 (alpha (1,3) fucosyltransferase)
Exons: 5
Coding region: 156-1652 (498 amino acids)
Cellular component (GO): Golgi membrane
Molecular function (GO): alpha-(1->3)-fucosyltransferase activity
Source: RefSeq, a predicted model, not a curated record